AUGAAUGGAACUUGCAUUGGAAAACGUGUAUACAUACCACGCAUGAAGUUUAUACAUAAGUCAUCAGACAUGCCGUUCACUUUCUCACAAAAACAGUUCCCAUUGAAAGCCUUCUAUGCGAUGACCAUCAAUAAGAGACAAGGGCAAUCUUUGCGUGGAAUUGGCGCGUAUUUACCACAACCCGUCUUUUCACACGGUCAACUUUACGUCGCCCUUUCCCGAGCAACAUCACCAGAUUCCAUAAAAAUACUUAUACAAACUACUAGCCUGACACAAGAGAAUGAAACAAAAAACGUUGUUUUUAAAGAUCUAUUGCAGAAAGUUACUAUAACCGAGGGGGGUGCCAUACAGAUUCUUGGCCAACGAACCAACCAGAGUUAUAUUGAAUCUGUACUCAACGUAUUGGAAUGUUACACAAUAUCAAAUUACAGUUGCCCGAAGCUAGACAAAUAUCAAAAAUUCCUUGAAAACGACUUCUACAUUGACGUUGGACUGAUGUUUGUAAUUCAAAAUAUUCUAGACACACUAACCAUACCCAAAACUUGGUUCCGUUUCGUCACCGAUCAAAAUCUGAUUGACCUCGGAGAAACACCGCCUUACUACCCAGACUACAUCGGUGUCCUAUCAAAAAUCAGAGACUGCACCAAAGUAGGUUGGGAAUCAUACGUCCUCCUCAUACUAACAGCCCAAAGUGGCAGCGAAAUCGCAAUCAAUCUAUGGAAAGACUGUAUAGGAAAUCCACAAAAGUUCAACCGCGACUCCUUACAUCCACCACCCGCAACAACAGUGGUUGCAGUCACCAACUUAAAACCGUCCAUCUCUAACGGAGCACUGCGUCAUGGCUCAUCACAUGCUACGCAUAUCUAUGUCAACCCCGAUAUACCAGAAACAACAUCUCUUAUAAACCUGACCCUCAAGACCGCUUCCACCACUACCAAGAACACCCACUACCCUAUACGAGAUGAAGACAAAAAGCAAAUCAGAACUCCUGUUGGUACCAAACCACUUGCCCAAAUUGCAAGGAUCCCAUCUUUAAAAGAGGCGAAAAAUGGUUCUGCAGUUCCCAUGGACAUAUCGAGAAACCAAACUACACUAAUCAUUAGCGAUGCGACCGACACUAUCUCCGCAACUACGUCAGAGACAUCAUGUCGGAAACUUCUAAAGUCAACCCUUAACAACUUCAUAUCCAACAACCCGCUCACAGACGGAGAUACCCUACCUCCAGCCAUUACAUAUCACAAAGAAGAAACGAAAAAAAUGUCCAUCCAAAUGCUCAGGGGAUCAUCUCCAGAUAACAUACGUUUUAUAAUAAUAGACCACGAAACGUUAACAACCAUGACCGACACAUCCAUCCCGACAACACCGGCGCCAACCCGAAUAACAAGAAAGCGACAAAACGACACAUCACCAGAGCCAUCUGCACCUACUCAAAACGUCACACGCUCCUUAUCCUAUCACCCUUCAGGUCCCACAUUGAAAAAUAUUCCAAAGCAGACCAACAAAUAA
This is a messenger RNA of Lactuca saligna, 1506 nucleotides long. The record is from the annotation of a GenBank genome assembly. NCBI's taxonomy places the organism in Eukaryota, Viridiplantae, Streptophyta, Magnoliopsida, Asterales, Asteraceae.